AUGGAAAGAGACCUCUUCCAACGGAAGCAUCGCCGCCGCAAGGCGGCCAAGCCACCGCCGCCCCGAGCACUCAAGAAGCUCCUCAAGAUCAAGCGCAUUUCGGUGUCGAUCUAUGCAUAUUAUGGUUGCUUUGGUCUUCAAAGGCUAGAAGGAAGCGUGAAGAAGCACUACAGAGGAGUCCGGCAACGGCCAUGGGGGAAAUGGGCGGCCGAGAUCCGCGACCCGAAGAAGGCGGCUCGGGUUUGGCUCGGGACCUUCGACACAGCUGAGGAUGCCGCACUCGCAUACGAUGAAGCUGCGCUUCGGUUCAAGGGCGCCAAGGCCAAGCUCAACUUCCCCGAACGAGUCCAAACCGGUAGCUCCUCCGCCGCCGAUCCAUUGCUCCACAACACCUUUCCCGGCCUUCAGCAGUAUGCGCAGCUACUCUGCAGCAAUGACGCCGAGUUUCCUUAUGCCACUUCAGCUCUUUAUGGUUACUCCGCCGCCGCUGAUUCCAGCUUGAUUUCGCCGCCGCAGCAGCAAGAUUUUCAGGCCAAUUUUGACGGCGGUUUUCCUAGUUCGGAUUUUGUCGACUAUGCCAAGUAUUAUGAUGAUCCUAGUAACCCAAAUUGCUGAUUAAUUAAUUAGUUUGAUGUUAUGUGUUGAUGAGGAGAAAUAGGAGUUUGAUUUAGUAGUUUUGGAUUUCUCCAUGAUUGAUUAGAAUAAGAAGCAAAGGUUAAUCAAUUGUAAUGACUUGUCAUGGAUUUGAUCAUUUCAUCAAUAUAUCCUUGCUUCUUUCUACUUAA
This is a messenger RNA of Salvia hispanica, 785 nucleotides long. The record is from RefSeq and is a predicted model, not a curated record. Lineage: Eukaryota; Viridiplantae; Streptophyta; Magnoliopsida; Lamiales; Lamiaceae.